Lodderomyces elongisporus is the source of this 2778-nucleotide messenger RNA. RefSeq lists its product as uncharacterized. Bases 1 to 2778 code for a protein of 925 amino acids. The transcript has a single exon. Lineage: Eukaryota; Fungi; Ascomycota; Pichiomycetes; Serinales; Debaryomycetaceae. The record is from RefSeq and is a predicted model, not a curated record.
AUGACUACACUAUUAUCCUCAUCACCUUCAACUCAACCACAACAACAAGAAUCUCAACCUAUUGCCAACCACAACAACAACAACAACAACUACAACAACAACAACAACAACAGUCACAUAAAUAGUCACCAUGACAACGAGGCACACAGUGAUGACCUAUCUCAACCGAGAACGCCAAUUCCUGCAAACGCACAAAACAUCUCCAUAUUGCUAAACUCAGCCAAGUCCACCGCCACGAACACCAACACCAACAAUGUAGAGCCCAACUUUAGCUCCCAAACAGCACCAGUAGUAACACCUCGCUCAUUGGCGUCUAUUUUCACAAGAAGAGUAUCCUUCAAUAACUUAAACCCUGAAGAUGACUCAAACGUAUCCCCAAACCAACCAAUCUACAACCAAAUAGACUCACCCAACUCAAACUAUACAACCACCUCACAACCGCAAACAAGCAUCAAUUCACUACUAUCAAACACCCACAAUAAUCAACUGCAGUAUAGUAAAAAACCAGAGUUCCUAUUCAAUAGCCAAGCAUCGCCUUUCCAAACACAACAGCAGCAUCAACAUCAUUGCAAAAAACGAUUGAAACUACCCAAACCACCCGAAAAAUCAAUCUUGAAGAAUAAAGUAUCACAACAGCAGAUUGACCAUAAUGCAAGAUACUUUGGUAACAUUGAAGGUGCAACAAUAAACUACCACAAUGAUGAUAAUGUAGACGAAGAUGCCGAUGACGAACAAGCAGUAGCUGAUGAAGACGAAAAAGAAAAAGAAAAAGAACAAGAAACAGAAACAGAAGAGCAAGAAGAGCACGACAACGAUUACGAUAACAAUAACUUGCUGCCAUCUCUGCAUUUACAUUCCAAUUCGCACGCCAAUUCGCUUCUGCCACCAGGAGGGAAUAAACCUCGAAGAAAAUCAUACGCCGAAAUGACAGACGAAGAGUUGAUGGCCUUGGAUCCACAGUUUCUGACAACAAGGCCAAGAACUGCCAACUUUGAUGCAUUCAAAUUCGAUAGCCAAAAGACUUACUAUAGAAGCGAGAGACGCUCCUCCUCCUCCUCCUCGACUUCACAAGUUGCCGCAGCUCUAAGUAAUAAACAACACCAACUAGCACAAUGCUACCCCACUUCAAAUGAAAACAAUUAUAAAUCAAUUGCAUUAACAACCCAACACCGGGAAUUCGACCACACGGAGUAUGGAAGAACCAUAAUCACGGUGAUUUCAGGAAGAAAACACACUUGGCACUCCACCGAUUGGUUAUUAGGAAUUACUGAAGAAGCAAAUGAAAUAACGCCACAACUUCCAACUGCUGACAUUUUUUUAGUGGAUGGGGACUAUUUAGUAGUCACUUGCCUCAUAUCUAGGAAAUUUGUCAAAGGGUACAAUUCUAGAUGGAGAAAAAAAACCAUGGAUGAGUACUUGAAAGAGAAAUGUUUAAACUUGAUUGAAUAUUAUCAGAUUUACUUGGCUAGACUCAACCUACGCGUAAAGCUAACAGUUGAGUUUGUUAUUGACGACGACUUGAACCCAAAUAGUACUAGUACUAAUACUACUAGUAGUAGUAAUACUGCUGCCGGCAGCGGAUAUAAAUUCAUGCUCCACCACAUAUACAAGCAAUACCAACCAAAUAUCAUUGUUGUUGGUAACAAAUCUUCGAACCUCAACUUCAAGUACCCUUUAAAAUUAAAGAAAUCAGUUCACGACGAAUACAUGAUCAAGUUGUCAUCUUAUAUUGUCAAGUACUCAACGGUGCCAGUGAUUUUGGUUGGUGGAGCUAGUUCCAGUUUCACAGGGUUCAACGAGAACCUCUUUACAAAGCAAAAGCUGCCCACUCCUCCAUCACAGGUACCUAAAAUCACAUUUAAUGACGAUAAGAAUAUAUCGCCCAAUCAAUCAUUUGCGAAUCCUCCUGCAUUCGAAACACCAACUACGACUUUAGGGGCUAGGGCAUCAAAGACUGAUGGUAAUAAUAAUGGUUCUUGCCGUGAUCGUGAUCGUGAUCGUGAUCGUGAUCGUGGUCUUGGGAGUGAUAAUAUCAAUGAUAUUGAUGAUACACAUUCAAUGUCGAGUUCAUCAAUUGAGUCUGUCGAAUCAUUCACACCAAAAGAAUAUACAGAUGUCAAUAAUGACACUAAAAGUAUGAACAACACUAACAUCAGCACUAAUAAUGGAGAUGCCGAUGUUGAUGAAGUAUCAUCAACCAUAAUGUUUCAGAUUGAUUCAAUACCAUUCAACUCUCCUGCAAAGUACUUGGAAUGGGUUUCCUAUAUCUCCGACCAGUCAUACAAGGACUCGCAAUACUACCUCCGGGCCAUUCAGUCGGAAGAUGGCUCGAUGAAAAUUGAUGAUCGAAUUCAUCAAAUCUUUAGAUCCAAGUCGUAUGCUGGCGUAACACACAAUUCAUUAGGUGGAUCCUUCAGCAGCCAUGGGGGUGGGGGCUCAUUUCUGAAUCAAAACCAUGGUGGAUCAAUGGGAUUGAGUUCAGAUGAUAGAGUAUACAAAGUCAAAUCACUUAUAUCCAUUGAAGAUGACGAAGAAGUCAAGAAAAGAAAAGAGUUGAGAAGGGAAAAUAGGAGAAAUGGAAGUGGCGCAUCAGGGACGGGCUCUAGUUCCAGGUUGGGUUCCAAAUCUGGCUCCGGAUUUAUGUCAUUGGGAAAAAAUAACAGUAAAUUAAGCCUCAGUAGCUCUAGAAGCAGCGACUCGAACGAAAAGGGAAAGAAGCAGAAAAAAGAAGUUGGGAAAAAGACGUCUUUCUGGAAAAAGAUUGGCUUGAAAAAGUGA